This is a messenger RNA of Bolinopsis microptera, 2028 nucleotides long. Its product is annotated as 5-aminolevulinate synthase, non-specific, mitochondrial-like. Gene Ontology annotation, cellular component: mitochondrion; mitochondrial matrix. Gene Ontology annotation, molecular function: pyridoxal phosphate binding; 5-aminolevulinate synthase activity. Lineage: Eukaryota; Metazoa; Ctenophora; Tentaculata; Lobata; Bolinopsidae. Gene Ontology annotation, biological process: heme biosynthetic process. The coding region runs from base 3 to 1526 and encodes 507 amino acids. The transcript has 12 exons. The record is from RefSeq and is a predicted model, not a curated record.
CUAUGGCAAGCCUGAUAAAAACUGCUGCUGUUGCAGUUGCAAUGAGAAAGUGUCCUUUUUUAUCCAAUGAAGUUCUCUCAUUUGCUUUGAAAAGUCGAUCUUUGUCAAUGUUUGCAAAGAAAUGUCCAGUUAUGAGUAAACUGAUGACUCAGGGUGUUGUUACACUCCCUGCUACUUAUGACUUAAAAGGUGAGAACGAGGCUGGUCCAGAAGAAGAGUUGAAAUUGCCAACUCUUACUAAGCUGGAAGCUCCAACUCAAAAAAAUGAGGCUCAACCUCUUCCUCCUAAAUAUGACUCCAUUCUCAAUGAUAAUAUUGAGGCAAAAAAACGGGACUCAACCUACAGGACGUUCCAAGUGCUAUCUCGGACAGCUGAAAAGAAGCCAUACGCCAUGGCAAGAACCACCCCACUGCAACUGGAAGAUGAAGAUGUGAGCGUGUGGUGUUCAAAUGAUUACCUUGGAAUGUCAUCUCAUCCCAAAGUUACUGGAGCAGUUAUUGAUACCAUCAACCGUCAUGGAGUAGGGGCUGGUGGUACACGAAGUAUAGGUGGAACCUCUCACUAUCACGUUGAGUUAGAGGAUACUCUGGCUGAUCUACAUGGCAAGGAUUCCGCAUUACUUUUCUCAUCUUGCUAUGUUGCGAAUGACACAACUCUACAAACUCUGGGAAGAGUGCUGAACGCUGAGAUUUAUAGUGACCAAGGGAACCACGCUAGCAUGAUAGCGGGUAUCAACAAUUCUAGAAUGCCAAAGUUUGUAUUUCGUCACAAUGACUUGGAUCAUUUGGAGGAGCUUCUUGCGAAAGGUGACCCAGAUCGUAUGAAGAUAGUAGCGUUUGAAAGUGUGUAUAGUAUGACGGGAACUAUUGCUCCUAUAGAGGAACUAUGUGAUUUGGCACAUAAGUAUAACGCCCUCACUUUCGUGGAUGAGGUACAUGCAGUGGGUUUGUAUGGUUACCAUGGCGCGGGACUUGCGGAGGAGCGGGGCAUGGCACACAAGAUUGAUAUUGUAUCUGGUACUUUGGGUAAAUCUUACGGUCUGGUCGGUGGUUAUAUUGCUUCUACUGGACCUCUGAUUGAUGUAGUGAGAAGUCUCGGUUCAGGUCUAAUCUUCACCACCUCCAUACCACCUAGUACUGCGGCUGGUGCUGUCACUAGUAUCAACAUUCUCGCGCAGCAGGAGGGACGUGAACUGCGCCUCCGUCAUCGCGCUGCGUAUAAUCUUCUUAGAGUCAAACUGUUAAAAGCUGGAUUCCCGGUACUGGACUGUCCAAGUCACAUAGUUCCUCUUCACAUAGGAGACGCUCUAAAGGCUACACUCUGCAUGGAUACCCUUCUUGAGAAACACAAGCUCUACGUACAGGCGAUAAACUACCCGACGGUACCUAGAGGAAGGGAGUUACUCCGUUUCGUGGCCACCCCCUACCAUACACCCCGCAUGAUGGACUACUUGAUCAGCGCGCUGGAUGAUGUUUGGAGCAACUUGGAUCUGCCCAAAUGUGAAAACUUUUCAUUGAAGAAUUAGUUAUGUCAUGUAGGAAUUUGUUUGUAGAGUUUUUUUUUCUGAGUGAGCUUCAUUAUGGAUAUUACUAUUAUAUAUUUGAUUCUUCAUGAGUUUUUGGAUGAUAGUAUUUUAUGUCGCAACCAGUGAUUUCAAUGAUAAUUUACAUAACAUUAUGAUUUGAUAUUUUUCUACUUAAAUAUUUGGAAAUUGUGCUAGUAUUGUAAGAUUGUAUUCGUCAUAGUAAUGAUAAUUAAUUUUAUUGCGACCCAACUUUAGAAAUUUUACGAGAUUUCAUCAGUUAAUUAUUAUUAAUAGAUAUAAUUAUAUGUUUUAUGCAAAUCAAACUGCAAAUUGUUUUGUAUCAUGUGACCCUUUUGGCCUAUAUCAUAUCUGAGAUUAUUUGUUAUAUUAUAUAGUAUUUGGAGUUAAUUAAUGAUCAAUCAAUAUAUUAUAUUGUGUCCUAACAGUGACCUGCAAUUUGCUACUAUAGUUAAUUAUAUUCUUUUUAUUUGUUUUCUUUUUU